This is a messenger RNA of Ooceraea biroi (clonal raider ant), 792 nucleotides long. RefSeq names its product metallophosphoesterase MPPED2. Lineage: Eukaryota; Metazoa; Arthropoda; Insecta; Hymenoptera; Formicidae. The record is from RefSeq and is a predicted model, not a curated record.
AUUAUUCUUCGAGUGUUAUGAAAUUUCGUAUUUCGAUAUUCUACGAUUAAGUAAAUGUGCGACAUUCUUUCACAUUUAUGAAUUCUCUAUGUUAUGUGUGGAAGAUAAAGCUAAUCGCUCGAGGCAUGCCACGGAAAAAGAUGUGUGUGCGUGCCUACUUGGGGAGAUGCUAUGAAGAAUAUUUGUAGGAAACAAUUUCAGGUAUAAGAGAUUCUUGUUUUGAGGGACAUUUCGUUUCGAAACUUUAGGCAGCCAGAGUUUUGCAAGUGGGCCUUUAACGUGCCACGAGGAGAAGCGUGUCUGUUAAAGUGGGAAAUGAUUCCGUCGGACACCGAUAUCCUCGUGACGCACACGCCUCCCGUCGGUUAUGGGGACCUGUGUUGCACUGACGUACGCGCCGGAUGUGUCGAAUUAUUGUCAACGGUGCAAAAUCGCGUGAAACCCAAGUAUCACGUAUUCGGUCACAUACACGAAGGAUAUGGUAUAUCUUCAGACGGCAAGAUAAUAUAUAUCAAUGCGUCGACGUGCGAUUUGAAUUAUCUGCCGAAUAAUCCACCAAUAGUAUUUGAUAUAACAUUACCUCCCGGUGUUCAAAAAUCGUGAACCAUCAGCCGAGGUAAUAUAUCCAACGCUAUCGACCUACGCUUCAUUGCACAAUGUUGCAUUAUGAAGUUUCGAAUUUUGUAAACUAAAGAAAAUCGGUGUAUGACCGAUAUAAAAAUACGUAUGGAAGUUUCUUGCCUUAAUUUUUCAACCACACGUGUAUAAAAUAUAUCGUAUGAGUUAUCAAUU